CUCUGCUGGCUGCAACAUGUACUGAGCUGAUAAAGAUGCUAGCGACCUCUCUGACAUACCAACAGGAAAUAUUGGGAUUGUAAUUAAUGAUGAGGAAGCGGGUUACCUUUGUUGAGCAACUGAAAAAAGAAACCCUAUUUAAAAAUGGAAGUGGUCACAUCUUAACAAGGUCCGCUGAAUCCAGAAACAGGUGCACAGAUGGCUUUGGAUGUCUGCCUAAUCAGCAGAUGAGAGAAAUGUACAGAGGAACACAAGUAAGUGUUCCUGCUGGCAGUCAGCACAUGAAGACCAUACACACUCCCAAAUCUAUGAUGUCUGCACCAUUCCUACAGCAUCCUGCCCUGACAGCCGGACAGAGACGCUACCUUUGCAGCAUAGCAAACGUUUACAGUACAGAGCAUAUGAGACGGCAGAUGAAGCAGCACUAUCUUAAUGUUCUGCAUGCAUGUGUCCAGUCAGGUCAGAAUGACACCUGCAGGAGGAAGAAUGUGGAACAUCAGCACAGAGAAAAUAGCACAUUCACAAAGGAUGCUGAGAAGGACAGGACAAGGACAAAUAAACCACAAAGACAGAGGAAAGGCAGCAACAGAGCUAAUUCUGAUGUCAUACUUCCAAAAAUAGUCAACAGAUGACAGAUAUAACACCAAGUGGGUGUACUGAUUUGAAGGCCCCAAUGAUGUGUCAGUGUUAUGUUGAUCUUUCUAUGAAUACCCUUUGGACUGAGGCACAUCUUUUCAAAGAUGACUUUAAAUGUUCCUGACCAAGAAUAGUGUGUAGUCAUAAGACUCCAUAUUUUACUAAUUGGGCACUACUUUUAUUACAUGUCAAGGAGUACUUGUAUACUUGAACUUGGUAUUAUUCAAAAUAUAGUAACACAUACGAUAUGGGAUAUUGUUUGUCAUGGAUUCUAUCAGUCAGAAUUUGUAUACAUCAUUUCUAUAGACCGUAUAUAUCUUUCAUAAACAGUUCAUGAUCUCUAAUAACUUAACAUCUAUUUAGGCUUCAACAGAUAUCCAGAUUGACCCCACUUUACAGAAACUGAAUGUGUAUUUUUUGUUUGAGAAAAUAUUAUUCUAUGAUUCUGAUAUUAGCUGGAAGCUGUGAUUGUGAUUAAUUUGUUUUAAUUGGUAACAUUAUGAUCCUGAAUGAUUCAGUCUUUUGAUUGCUCUGCAUGCUCAUUAUCUACUUUAUUAACUGCCUUGAACUUAAUCAGGUUAUUUUUUAGGGUGACUAUGUAACAUCUGUCCAGGGAAUACAGAUGAAACUACUGCGCCUUGAUAGCAUUGUUAAUUGAUCUGAACUAUAAGUAAAGACAUUGUUGUAACCUGAAGCGUCUUCAAGCCAUUUUGUUACAGUGAAUAAGAUUAAAACUUCGAUUUAGCAGCAGAGAACCCUCUUUAACCCGUCUAAUACCAACCUCUCAGAGAAGUAUGUUGCUAAGCUAGUUAGCAUGUGGACGUUUCUCCUCUGCGCGCGUGCAGUUGGC
Molecule: messenger RNA, 1486 nt
Organism: Amphiprion ocellaris (clown anemonefish)
Lineage: Eukaryota; Metazoa; Chordata; Actinopteri; Pomacentridae
Product: protein FAM216A
Exons: 5
Coding region: 87-632 (181 amino acids)
Source: RefSeq, a predicted model, not a curated record